Trichoderma virens Gv29-8 is the source of this 1366-nucleotide messenger RNA. RefSeq lists its product as uncharacterized. Gene Ontology annotation, cellular component: Gtr1-Gtr2 GTPase complex; nucleus; fungal-type vacuole membrane. The coding region runs from base 58 to 1128 and encodes 356 amino acids. Gene Ontology annotation, molecular function: GTP binding; GTPase activity. Gene Ontology annotation, biological process: positive regulation of TOR signaling; cellular response to starvation; cellular response to amino acid stimulus. The record is from RefSeq and is a predicted model, not a curated record. The transcript is spliced from 2 exons. Lineage: Eukaryota; Fungi; Ascomycota; Sordariomycetes; Hypocreales; Hypocreaceae.
AGCUCGUUCCUCUUCUCAACCCAACUUCAACACUGCAUAGUCACACCAGCACUCGCCAUGGCUUCCUUUGGCGAACCUCCUCCGGAUGCCGGCUCCGACGUCCGCAACGAAGUCAAGAAGCCCAAGAAGAAGAAGGUCCUCCUCAUGGGCAAGUCCGGCUCCGGAAAGUCGAGUAUGCGCAGCAUCAUCUUCAGCAACUACAUAGCACGCGACACUCGACGACUAGGCGCCACCAUCGACAUCGACCUCUCCCACGUCAAGUUCCUCGGCAACCUUACGCUCAACUUGUGGGACUGCGGCGGCCAGGAAGCUUUUAUGGAGAACUACCUCUCCCAGCAGCGCAUCCACGUCUUCUCCAACGUCGGCGUCCUCAUCUACGUCUUCGACAUUGAGUCGCGCGACGUCGACCGCGACCUCGCUACCUACGUCUCCAUCCUCUCCGCCCUGCUGCAGUUCUCGCCCACGGCAAAGAUCUACAUCCUCGUCCACAAGAUGGAUCUCGUCGUGCCCAAUGCCCGCGAGACCGUCUACGACGACCGCGUCAGGCUUGUCCGCCAAAAGACGGUCGAGUUCGUCAACUCCGUCGGCGUCGACAUCAGCACCGUCGACCUGACGCCCUUUGCCACGUCCAUCUGGGAUCAGAGCUUGUACAAGGCCUGGGCGUCCAUCAUCCACGACCUGGUCCCCAACCUCGCCGUCAUCGAGCGCAACCUCGCUAAUCUCGGCGUUGCCAUCGAGGCCGAGGAGCUCCUCCUCUUCGAGCGCACAUCCUUCCUGGCUGUCUCGUCAUGGACAUCGCCCGAGGGCCUCCGCAACCCCACCGAGGACCGCCUCGAGCGCAUGUCCAACAUCAUGAAGCACUUCAAGCAGAGCAUCUCCCGCUUCACCGGCACGCCUCGCAAUGCCGAGCAAUUCAUCCGCAUGGAGCACAAAGCUGGUAUGCGCUUCAGCCUCUUCAUCCUCAAGUUUACCACAAACACCUAUCUCAUGGUGGUCCUGCCGCCGGGCGAGGCGCGCUUCAACGCCGCCAUGCUCAACUGCCAGAUUGCCAUUGAGCAUUUCAAAUUCUUGGAUACACCUGCGCCUGCGCCAGCUGUGACUGCUGCCUCGACGGCGGCAGCUGCGUAGAGUUGGGAGAUUUUGGGAGACUGAGCGAUGGUUUCAAGAAAAGGAAACUCUAAUGACUUAUGAAGCUGGUGAUUUAAGGGCGUUUCGGGAUAAGAAUAAUAAUACCUUGGCUAUCAUCUGAGUAGUACCCACAACGUUUUGACGUUUGCCUUUUUUUGCUGUAUAUACUUAGAACAGUCCAUAGUGCAGGAUUGCGCAGAAAACCAAAGGAUAGCUUUUUAAUGACUGCCAAAAAGAG